This is a messenger RNA of Ricinus communis (castor bean), 423 nucleotides long. RefSeq names its product protein tonB2. The record is from RefSeq and is a predicted model, not a curated record. The transcript has 2 exons. Bases 1 to 276 code for a protein of 91 amino acids. NCBI's taxonomy places the organism in Eukaryota, Viridiplantae, Streptophyta, Magnoliopsida, Malpighiales, Euphorbiaceae.
AUGACUAACAUUAAAGUUGUACAUUCAAUCCAUCCGCGAUUGGAACCAGCACCCCAUCUUAUUGAACCCCAAGUUGGAGUACCUCGCGCAACCCCACCUCCACCAGUUCCUGGGACAACACCGCCACCGCCUACACCUCUACCGGUUGUCGGAGUGGUGCCGGUAGUAGGGGUUCGAGACAAGAACAAGAUAAAACCUGAUGAUCCUGUAAAGAGACGGAAUAAAGAGACUCAAUCGCGGCCAAGAAAGACGUGCAAGCGCGUGAUAUUGGCUUAAAGGGCCAUUUUGCUCCCUGAACUUGCCAACGAAUGAUCAAUUUACUCAUAUUUUGAACAAUUGGCCAAUUUAGUCAUGAGCUAAUUGACCUAUUUUUCUAGCUGAGAGACAGGCGUGUAGAUUUGACAUAUUAAAAAACAAAUAAAA